Molecule: messenger RNA, 1083 nt
Organism: Penicillium brevicompactum
Lineage: Eukaryota; Fungi; Ascomycota; Eurotiomycetes; Eurotiales; Aspergillaceae
Product: ACP S-malonyltransferase
Exons: 3
Coding region: 1-1083 (360 amino acids)
Biological process (GO): fatty acid biosynthetic process
Cellular component (GO): mitochondrion
Molecular function (GO): [acyl-carrier-protein] S-malonyltransferase activity
Source: RefSeq, a predicted model, not a curated record
AUGGCUGGAUCACGACCUCUAAACCCCAUGCGCCUUACGAUACUCUCUUCAAAAAGAGCCCUGCACACGGCUCUCUUCUUCCCAGGACAUGGCGUCCAACGGGUCGGCAUGGCCAAUGCCUGGAUUGAGAGUUUCCCCCACACCUCCGCCCAGGUAUUGGAUGAGAUGGAUAGUACCCUCGGACUCAAACUUUCUGCUAUCAUAUCCGACGGGCCCAACUCGAAGCUCAAUAAGACCGAAAACUCCCAGCCAGCCGUAAUGGCGACCUCGGUCUUGAUACUUCGCAUUCUAGAACAGGAGUUUGGGUUUGAUGUCAAGUCCAGAAUCGACGUGACACUGGGACACAGUCUAGGGGAAUUCUCUGCACUCGUCGCCGGUGGCUACCUUACAUUUGGCGACGCGCUCCGGUUGGUUCGACGCCGGGCUGAAAUUAUGGCCCAGUGCACGCGCACACUGAUCGAGCAAUCUGGCGAAACAUAUGGCAUGGUGGCACUGCUCUGUGAACCCGAACACCUAGACGGGUUACUUCGCACAGUCCAGGAUUUCCUUGGCGUUGACCCCCGGGCACCGAGGGCGACACACUGCACCCGGCCCCGCCAAUUCAGCAAGUGGUCGUCGCGAACAUCAAUUCCAGGAAUCAAAUUGUGCUCAGCGGUAGUCUUGACCGCAUCAAAACGCUAUUGCCCCUUCCACAGCCCUGCCAUGGCGCGAGCUACGGACUACAUGAGGGACGCAGUGGAACAGAUCGACAUUAAAUUUCCGGCCUCAUUGCCGUGUAUCUCGAAUGUUUCCGCCCUGCCCUUCCAGUCCAAAGAGGACCUCAAGGACCUUCUCUCAAGGCAAUGUACUGAUACGGUAAGAUGGUGGGAUAGCAUUCGCUAUCUCCAUCAGGAAAGAGGCGUGAGGCGGUGGAUUGGAAUUGGACCCGGGAAGGUUGGACGCAACCUAGUGGGCAAAGAAGUUGGACGGGUUGAUGCCAAGGGCGGAGGUGUUUGGGCUGUCUGUGAUCCUCGUGAGAUUCCAGAGAUCAUGAUUGCCCUAGAAGAAACCGAGUCCGAGGGCCAGACACGAGAACCACAAUAG